Messenger RNA from Acanthosepion pharaonis, 969 nucleotides. The record is from the annotation of a GenBank genome assembly. NCBI's taxonomy places the organism in Eukaryota, Metazoa, Mollusca, Cephalopoda, Sepiida, Sepiidae.
AUGGGAAUGAAGAUACGACGGGCAUUCUUACCUCGCGUUUGCUACCGGCACUCCCACCAUAAAACAAAAACACGUUUCUUGGCGUGCCUGUUUUUCUUUCGCGCAUGCGCAGUUUUGCCCUGCCGCCAUCAACCUUGUUUCAAGCCACGAGGCUUGCUUUCCCGGCCGAGUCAUUAUCGAAUGGAACAUCUUCGCUCGCCUGCUCACCCAUUCAGUCAUUCAUACGCUUCAUUUACCGACUUUCUCUCUCUCUCUAUCUCUAUUUCUCUUUCUCUCUCUCUCUAUCUCUCUCUCUCUCUCUCUCUCUAUCUAUCUAUCUAUCUCUCUUUCUCUCUCUCUCUCUCUCUCUCUCUCUCUGUCUAUCUAGCUAUCUCUAUCUCUAAAUCUCUUUUCGCCUCUCUCUCUCUCUCUCUCUCUCUCUCUCUCUCCUCUCUCUCUCUCUCUCUCUCUCUCUUUGUCUCUUUCAUCUCUUUAUUUCUGUCUCACUGUUUCUCUUUUCUCGUUUUUAUCUUUAUUUCUCAUUAUAUCGUUGUCUUCUUUUCUUUCUUUACAAUUUCUUUUAUCGUUUCCCUCCUUCUUCCUUGUUUUUUUCUCUCCCUCCCUCAUUCCUUUUCUCUUUUCUCUCUAUUCCCUUUUCUUCAUUUACUGUCUCUUUCUUUCUCUUUUUCUUCCUCUUUUUUUCUUUUCUUUAUUUUUAUUUUUUUUUUUUAUAUCCUUUCUUUCUCUUUACUUUCUCUUUCUCUCUUUCUUUCUAUCUCUCUUCUUCUCCCUUUCCCUAAUUUAUCGCUGUUUCUCUUUCUUUCCUCUUUUUUCUCCUUAAUCCUCAUCUUUACCUUUUCUCUUCUUUCUCUCUUUUCCUUUUUCUCUUUCUUUUUCUUUCUUUUAAAUCUUUUUAUUACUCUGUCUUUUCCUUUCUUUCUCUUUCGCUUCUCCUUUUCUUUUCUUUCCUUUUCUUUCUUUCUCUUAUGA